Messenger RNA from Phyllostomus hastatus (greater spear-nosed bat), 1426 nucleotides. It is a transcript of the gene ATP6V1D, whose product is annotated as ATPase H+ transporting V1 subunit D. NCBI's taxonomy places the organism in Eukaryota, Metazoa, Chordata, Mammalia, Chiroptera, Phyllostomidae. The coding region runs from base 146 to 889 and encodes 247 amino acids. Gene Ontology annotation, molecular function: proton-transporting ATPase activity, rotational mechanism. Gene Ontology annotation, cellular component: proton-transporting V-type ATPase complex. The record is from RefSeq and is a predicted model, not a curated record. The transcript has 9 exons.
GGUGCGUAGCUCUGCGGCCUCUUAGCAACGCGAGAUGGGGGUCAGGUGACACAACCAGCUGAUUCUGGUAAAGGAAGACACUGGCCGGGGCUGUGGCAGCCCGGAUUCCCCGGCUGGUAACUCGAGGCGAACAGUCGUCGUCAGAAUGUCGAGCAAAGACCGAAUUGAAAUCUUUCCCUCACGAAUGGCACAGACCAUCAUGAAGGCUCGAUUAAAAGGAGCACAGACAGGUAGAAACCUCCUGAAGAAAAAGUCUGAUGCCUUAACUCUUCGAUUUCGACAGAUCCUAAAGAAGAUCAUAGAGACUAAAAUGUUGAUGGGGGAAGUGAUGAGAGAAGCUGCCUUUUCACUUGCUGAGGCCAAGUUCACAGCAGGGGACUUCAGCACUACAGUCAUCCAGAACGUAAAUAAAGCCCAAGUGAAGAUUCGAGCAAAGAAAGAUAAUGUAGCAGGUGUCACUUUGCCAGUGUUUGAACACUACCACGAAGGAACUGACAGUUAUGAGCUGACUGGUUUAGCCCGAGGUGGGGAACAACUGGCUAAAUUAAAGAGGAAUUACGCCAAAGCAGUGGAACUACUGGUGGAACUGGCCUCGCUGCAGACUUCCUUUGUUACUUUGGACGAAGCCAUUAAGAUAACCAACAGGCGUGUAAAUGCCAUUGAACACGUCAUCAUCCCCCGGAUCGAACGCACCCUCGCCUACAUCAUCACAGAGCUGGAUGAGAGAGAGCGAGAAGAGUUCUAUCGGUUAAAGAAAAUACAGGAGAAGAAAAAAAUUCUCAAGGAAAAAUCUGAGAAGAACUUGGAAAAACGGAGGGCAGCUGGGGAGGUGACGGAACCUGCCAAUCUCCUGGCUGAAGAGAAGGAUGAGGACCUUCUGUUUGAAUAGUUGUCUUUCCUGCUCUGGCUCUCCCAGAAAUCCUAACAUGGCACCAUUUUAGUUCACGGUGUAUAGGUUUGGUUUGUGUAACUGUUUAUUUUUCAGCCUAAGAAUUUCACUGGUGGUAAAAUUUCCCUGAACGUCUAUUUAUGGGAGUACCUUUGCAGAAUCCUAAUUUAGCAACCUUUAUCACAGAUGAGAUUUCGAUAAACAAGUUUACGCUGCAGAAGAGCACUGUACUCCACCUGCAUCUGUGUUACAUGUGAUCGGCUUACCCAGCACAUUAGGAAGUUCCCCUUAGGAACCAGCAGUGGUCUCAGGCCAGCUGCUGCAGGAGCACCCUUCCCUCCCACCCACUCACCGGCGCUGUCGCCUGUAAUCGCUGCAGCCCUCCUUGUGCCACUGUGGCACUGCUCUCCUCAAGCUUUCUGGAAGCCCGCACUUACGUUGCUUUUCAUGACAGGUCUCUGUCCUGCCUGUCAUGGAGCAGUUUUGCCAUGUGCCAGUUUUCAAUGUGACUAUGGUAUAAACAGUAAUAUCAUUUAA